CUCUAUAGGCGUCGGCAGCUAGACCCUCUUGGACGAACGGGAGAUUGUCGGACGUGAUGUCACUCAGCUCGGAAUUUCCGAGUUCUGAGAGAUAAUCGAACACACCAUAAAAAUGUAUCAAUGUGCGCAUGCGUGACGUUUCGGAGGACCGAUGCGUUCACGUUGCAGUCAGAAACAGAUCACUUGUAGUUAUGAAUGUGAACAAGACAGACAAAUCCGACCUGAGCAAAAAAUCGGAAUUGAACGAUGUGGUUGGCAGUGUGAACGUAGUCUAAGGAUCGCUUUCACACUCCGAGCCACUUUAUAAAUACCGGCAAUGGAUCGAGACACUACUGAGGGAAGAGGGGCUUGAACUUGCUUUGAGAAGUUUGUUUGAGAAGGCCCCCUUGUUUGUUAGAGGAGACAAGCGAAGGACAUUAAGAUUUUGUUUUUAUUUUGAUUUUAUUUUCUUCAAUCUACUGAUCCACACUCCAGUCCAGUAGGUGGCGGUAAAGCACCUAUAUGCUGGGCGCCAUCAGCCUUUAAAUACUAAAAGAAGACGUUGAAGAAGAGUAUGAGUGAUAGCGCCCAGAAGUAAAGAGAAGUAAAGCGAUCGAACUACAUAGCUUUUCCAUCAGCUUUCUCUAAAGAAACAAGGGCAGCUUUAUCUUGCUCUGGACCAAUGUUGCAGGUUGGUCUUCUAUGGAAUGGAUGAGACCCAGGAGAAUGAGUAUGAAGAGCAGCUGAAAGAAAUCUUCCAGAGCUUUGACACAUCUGGCUCAGGGUUUCUGGACUCUAAAGAGCUCAAAGAUCUGUACCAAGCUUUGCACCUUGAGGAGGAAACAGCAGUCCUCAUCCAUUCCUUGCUGCACCCUCAGGAUGGUGUUAUUUAUAAGGUUGAUUUUAAGCAGUUUAAGGACACAUUGAUACAGAUCUUAACACCAGUAGGAGAGCCCUUUCAAAGUCAGGAAGCCUGCUGGGAGCCAGAUUCUUUUGUAAAUGAAGGAAACUGUUUUAGCCACUGGCUGACUCCAGAGUUGGCUGAUUCCAUCACUGCAUUCUCUGAGGCUGGGGCUGCACGACCACCACAAGACCCCAGGAACGCUGUGCAUAAUAAUGUGUCCAGGAAGUAUCAAUGCUGGGACACACGUACAAGCACUAUAGAGGAAUAUGAAGCACAAGGUCAGCUACAGUUGUGGAAUCCUGAUAGACCCAACAUCGUGCAGCGGGCAGCACUUCCCUUUACAGGCAGACUGGAAGAGCUCCUGAAUGAGCUAUUUGAUGGGACUGGUCAGAGUACAGUCACCCCAACAUCCCUGAGAAGUACAACUGGCAUGAAACUCUUCUCCAGUCUGGAUGAUGGAACAGGGUACACCCAGGUGGAGUGUGUCCUGGAUGCUUGGCAGGAAGCUGGCAUUGAAAAUAGCACUGAAAUUCUAGAGGCACUGGGUUUCAGUUCAGUGGAUGAUAAGGUGAAUCUCCGUGAACUUGCGACAGCCCUUGAAAAUGAGCUACGUGUUACACAGAGUGGCAUUCACCAGGCAGUGCUGGCCAGCUUCAGAGCUGAGAUACAGUAUCUUCUGGAGCAGUUGGAUGUUGAACUUAGUGAGAAGAAAAAGUUACGUGGUGACCUGGAGAAGGCAGGCAAAUUGACGACCAAACUGACCACAGAGGUGGAUGAACACCUUUCAGCCAUUGAGCACAACUACAACCUCAACAUCAGAAAACUUGAACAGGAAUAUAACCAAAAACUAGCAAGUGUGAGGGCUGAAUUGACCAAAGAGAGAGAUAUUAUCCACCAACAGGCAACUCAGCAACAUGAAGAACUUGAUGGAGAAAUUGAAAAAAUUAAACAGGAAGCAACCUUGCUAAGAGAACAUCUUGCUCUUGGUGCCAAGGAAAACAGUCGAUUGGAAGCACAGCUUUUGGAUAGCACAGAAAAACUUUUGGAGACUGAAAAUCUGGUCUGUAAAUUGCAGAGAAAACUAGACAACAUUCUUGAAGAAAAAUUUAAUUAUUGGGACCGUGGAAGUGCUGAUUUUUUUCUACAUGAAGAGCAUCUUCGCCAAAUAUUUAGCAAGCAUGAAGAACAAUGUAGGGAAAUGCAGGAUUGUAUCGAUGAGCUGCAAUCAGAACUGGAGAAAUACCAUGCAAUCAAGAAGAUCCCUCUCAUUCACAAUGUUGAUAAUAAUAUUUCCAAUAUUUUUUCUGACCAAGGUUUAUAUUCAGGAGAAUGCCAGUCAUUAAACAUGAGUCUGGAAGCUGAAAUACUUGUAGAAAACCUGAAAGAGCAGCACCUGGAAGAGAUUAAGAAACUAAGAGAACAGCUUGAAAGUGAGAUUAGUGAAUACCAACAACAAAUAAACAAGCAAAGAAUAUUCCAUGAAGAACAACAAAAGCUUCUGUCACUCAAAUGCCAAGAGGAGGUCCAGACCCUACAAGGAAAUAUCUCACAAAUCCAGGAUAGAGCUGAUGAGCUCCAGUGUCAAGUGAACCAAAAGGAAAUGUUGCAGAUUCAGCUAGAAAGCAGUCAAGAAAAAGUGAAGCAACAUGAAGAGGAAAUGAGUGUUAUCAAGAAGCAGCUUUCAGAUACCCAAGCCUACUCUGAUGAGUUGAAGGAAAAGUUGAAGACACUGGAACUUCAGUCCAGAAUGUUGCAGAGCUUUGUGAAGGAAAAGGAAGAACUUCUGAGGAUUUAUGAAGAGAGAACUAUACAAGUGGAGCAACAUCAUAAGGAAAAUAUUCAGGCAUUGAUAAAAGUGGAAAGGGAAAAGUUGCAGGCAGUAAAAGAAGAGAUGGAGCAAAGACUGAUAGCUGAGUGGGACAGGGAAAAGGCUCAGUUACAAGAAACCCAUGAACAUUUGCUUCAGGCUAAUUUAGAGGAAGAGAGGCAGAAGUUAGAAAGGAAACUCAAAGAGGAAUGGGCACAUGAGAAGGCCCUUCUGGAGGAGCAGCAUGCGGGGGUUAUCCAAGUAUUCUUGGAUAAGAAAAGACUCAGACUUUUGAAUGAGCAGAAACAGGCCGAAAGGAAACUUGUGUAUCACUGGGAGAAAGACAGAGCAGCAGGAGAGGAGGAGAGAAUACAACAGCCGGAUAGCCCCUGGGAAGCUAUGCAAGAAAUAAUUCCUGCAUACAAUGAAGAGAGGAAGUGGCUGGGUGGCCUAAUGAACAAAUUCUGGGAUGAAACUCCAGAGGCUAGGCAAAAACUGGAGAAAGAGUCUUCAGAAAAGAUGUUGACAAAUUUCAAAAAUCAGAUUAGAGCAGACAUGCAGGAGAUGAACUACCAACCUGGCAGCUACAUAAAGCUGUGUGAAAAAGAAGCAGCUGUACAGCAGCCACAGAAUAGAAUCUGCACCAUACCUGCUCACAAAAGUAUAAUGGAACAAUUUUCUAUGAAGAAACAGACCCCUGAUUUCUGUACUGAACUCUCUGCCUCCCAGGAAAAGGUUGAACAGGAGAUAAAAAUGAUGAAGAUGGAGCAGCAUAUGCAAGAUGUGGAAUUAAAACUACACAAUAUUAAACUACUUAUGCAGGAAAAGGUCUUUCAACUGAAUACCCAGCUACCCAGGAAUAAUUCGGCUGAUAUGAUAAAGGACCUGGACAUUGAAAAUACUCAGCUGCAGAAGAAAGUGGAUAAGAACUACCUGCUGCGAGAAAAUAUCUCAUAUCUCAAAAAGAUUGUGUAUAACCUUAACCCCUCCCCCCAUAUGCAAAGCAAUACCACCGUUCCUGUACUUGACAUGAAAUCAUAAUCACAUUCCAAAAAAAAAAAGCUGUUAUACAGUCCCUUACAUUUCUUCCACCAUAACCAUGAUAGAGCUUCUGUGAUAUGAUAAUCAUUAGAAACUAGCAGGUGUUUUUGUUGCAUUAUUUUAUGUUGCAUUAUUACAAUUUUAAUACCCCUGUGUCCAUCCUCUACAGCAGUGGUCACCAACCAAUUAGUCAGGUCAAUCUUUUAGACAUUGCGACAGACUGUCAGCUUCACAAUGCAGUAUUAGUUUGCAUGCUUCACUGUCCAUUAUAAGGUCAACGGGAACUUCAUUAGCCCACAGAGGUCGCAUGAAUACAGUGGUUGCCAACACGUCAACCAUGAGCGGGUAGUAACGUACAAGGAGAUAAUAUGUCUUGGAUGAUGAGUGCCACACUGUCAUGGCACUCUACAGAGUAGAUACGAAGAGAUAAUUAAUUUUACACCUUCCUUAGCUGGUCGACAGUUUUCACUGUUGCCCCUACAUCCAGAAGGGUGUUGGUCGACAACUUUUACAAAUGACAUGCUACAGAAUAGUAGUGAGAAAUAAGAGUUUUGUUGGAAUGCAAUGUAUGACAGGGGACUUAGUGGCUCAUUUGGUAAUAUUGUAAGCUCACAGUUCCAGGUUUGAGCAUUAAAAUUCCUUGCCUGGAACUGUGUUUGUAUACGUUAUCUCCAGGUUUUCUUCCCACAGUCCAGAAACAUGCAUUUAAAUUUGAUUUAUUGGGCAGAUACUUUUAUUCAAAGUGAUGUACAAGUCCCAGUUCCAAUGCCUAAUGCCUUCUUUUUUUGUGGGAUAUGCUUAAGACUCACGUGACCCAGUAGUAGAUAAGCAUUAAUGUAAAAUGUAUAUGUAAUAUGACUUUUAUAUAUUCACAGACUGUACAGUGCAACAAAUACAGCUGACCCACCAUUUGCACAGUUAAGUUGAAGAGACAGCUGUCAUGAAGGUUACUUAUGUUAAAUUUUGUUGAAGAUGUAAGCCAAUGAAAUUAUUUUUUUAUGGACCUUGUAAAAUACUUAACUGGUCUUAGUAAUUGAAAUUGUUUUACUGAUGUCAUACUGUGCAUAAACAUGCUGCAUUGCUAAUGCUGUA
Molecule: messenger RNA, 4823 nt
Organism: Brienomyrus brachyistius
Lineage: Eukaryota; Metazoa; Chordata; Actinopteri; Osteoglossiformes; Mormyridae
Product: ninein-like
Exons: 20
Coding region: 687-3731 (1014 amino acids)
Biological process (GO): centrosome-templated microtubule nucleation; centrosome localization; microtubule anchoring at centrosome
Cellular component (GO): ciliary transition fiber; centriole; mitotic spindle pole
Molecular function (GO): calcium ion binding
Source: RefSeq, a predicted model, not a curated record